Molecule: messenger RNA, 645 nt
Organism: Chiloscyllium plagiosum (whitespotted bambooshark)
Lineage: Eukaryota; Metazoa; Chordata; Chondrichthyes; Orectolobiformes; Hemiscylliidae
Source: RefSeq, a predicted model, not a curated record
AUGGCCGGUCCCGCUCCGCUCGAGCCCCGAUCCCAUUGGCCGGUCCAGCUCUGCUCGAGCCCCGAUCCCAUUGGCCGUCCCCGCUCCGCUCGAGCACUGAUCCCAUUGGCCGGUCCAGCUCUGCUCGAGCCCCGAUCCCAUUGGUCGUCCCCGCUCCGCUCGAGCCCCGAUCCCAUUGGCCGUCCCCGCUCCGCUCGAGCCCCGAUCCCAUUGGCCAGUCCCGCUCUGCUCGAGCCCCGAUCCCAUUGGCCGUCCCCGCUCCGCUCGAGCCCCGAUCCCAUUGGCCGUCUCCGCUCCGCUCGAGCCCUGAUCCCAUUGGCCGUCCCCGCUCCGCUCGAGCCCCGAUCCCAUUGGACGUCCCCGCUCUGCUCGAGCCCCGAUCCCAUUGGUCGUCCCCGCUCCGCUCGAGCCCCGAUCCCAUUGGCCGUCCCCGCUCCGCUCGAGCCCCGACCCCAUUGGCCGUGUCCGCUCCGCUCGAGCCCCGAUCCCAUUGGCCGUCCCCGCUCCGCUCGAGCCCCGAUCCCAUUGGCUGUCCCCGCUCCGCUCGAGCCCCGCUCUGCUCAAGCCCCGAUCCCAUUGGCCGACUCUGCUCCGCUCGAGCCCCGAUCCCAUUGGCCAUCCCCACUCCACGAUUUGUUCUUGUAA